UCGCCGGCCAUAAACCCUUAGCUGGUCCACGGCUUGUUUUUCAUGCCCACGGCCACAACCUGUUUGAUAAUAUUCCCAUGGCGAGAUUUAAUUUUAUUUCAGUUUGAAUCAUUAUUUUGAUUCAUUUACAGAUGGCAAAUCUAGCAACAAAGCUGAGCAAAUCUCUUCUUCCAUACAGUAAAAUUCUCCUUCAGUUUCGUACACUCUCUACCUCACAUACACCACUUGAAGAAACCCUCAAAGCAGCCGUUGAAUCCAAAUCCUACUUAAAAAUCCCUGACCUUUUCGACUCCUUUAAACAAUCUAACAACAACCCAAGUCCUUUUUCUUUCCUCUCUACCUUCCCUUUUAAUCUUAGGACUCAAGUCAUUGAUGAGAUCAUCCAAUCUUUGAUCCCCAUAAGACCCCGCUUUCGAAACUCUAUAGUUUAUAGCUCUCUUCUCUCAUAUACCCUUCAAAAUUCAAAUCUUUUCCCUCUUUCUCUUGCUAUAAUCCAAUGCACUCUUCGUUCUGGGUGCUUACCUGUGCCUCAAACACAUGUUUUUCUCUCUUCUGCUUGGCUUGAUCGCCGGCGUGAAGGUCAGUCAGUUGGUGACAUUCUAAUGGAAAUGAAGUCUAUUGGGUAUAAUCCUGAUUGUGGUUUGUGUAAUUAUAUUGUGUUGUCUUUAUGUAAUGUUGAUCAGUUGAUCGAGGCAGUGAAAGUCUUGAAGGGUAUGAAACAAGUGGGUUGUUUUCCUGAUUGGGAAAGUUAUGGGAUUGUUAUUGGUGCAAUGUGUGGAGUUAGAAAAUGUGACGAUGCAAUUAAGAUGAUGAAGGAAAUGGUGGUGAGAAUGCGCUUGUGUCCUCGGCAGGGAGUAGUGGUGAAAGUAUUGGCAGCGUUGAGGGCGAAUAGAGAGAUGAGGAAAGCUGGUGAAAUGAUUGAGUUCCUGGAGAAGGAAGGUUACGGUGUUGGGUUUGAAAGUUAUGAGUUGGUAGUUGAGGGAUGUUUGGAGUGUAAAGAUUUUUUUUUGGCCGCGAAAGUUGUGAUGGGAAUGACAGAGAAAGGGUUUAUACCUUAUAUCAAGGUGAGGCAAAAGGUGAUUGAGGGAUUGAUUGAUGUUGGUGAAUGGAAGCUUGCUUGUACUGUGAGAGAAAGAUUUGCAGCAUUAAGUUCAUAGUUUCUUUUUUGGUGUUUGAUACCGAGGCUUCUUAGAGAACUGAACUUGUGCAUCUUCGUGAUGGCUCAUAUAGACGUCAGUUUUUCUUUUUGUUAGCAGCACCAACAUUUUAUCAUCUCGAGACAGCUAAUCCAUGGCGGCCAUUCGGUCAUUCUCUCACAAAAUGGACACGAGGGUGUUGGAGUUGAAACUUACUGCAUCAUGAAGCAUCUUGUUAAGCUAACAUCCAUCAUGUUAUAAUUUGGAUCUGGCUGAUACACUUAAAGGACUUCCUACUACUUGACUGGAUAUCUGGGCUCAAUGGCAAUGCUACAGAUACCUUUCUUAUUUCCAGAACCACGUCUCAUCCUUAUAUAGGAUUCACCUCAGUCUCUGCCCCAAGAGUUUUUCACAAGCCAAUAUUUUCUACCCCUAGAUUCACCAUAACCAACUGCUGCCACUCCAUGGUUGAGUUGAUCCCCACAGGAGCCACUGAAGAGUACCACUGGAAUAGAGUUGAAAUUCAAAAUUACCAGCGUCAAUUGCAACAGAGACAGGUUGCUGGGCAACUGCAGCUUGUAGUCUAUUCUCAUUAUUGGCAGGUACUGCUUCAUAACCACUUAUUUUCACUGCAUGGUCCCUAGUUUUCUUUUUCUGACAGGUUCUGUCUUUUCCUUUGUAAGGGUAGUCAUUUUCGGUUGUGAUUCCACCAAUCCUUUUGAUGUAUUGAAAUGCUAUCUUCAUGUCUCCACCUUUGCAGCCCUGGGUAUCACUGCUAGCGUCACGUUCCAUGAGCUCAUGUUCUGACAGAGAUACUAAUUUUCCUGUCUUGAUUUUGUUGAUGCCUUCCACAGAUGCCACUGCAGAGAAUGCCCAACAACUUCCUGUGUUGGAAAGAAACUAGCAUCAGCUGUUCUUAUUGAAAAUGAUUUGAGAUAAGAACUGACAAUUAGCAAUUAAAUGAACUUGAAUGAGAGAAUCUCAUACCACAUUGACCUGGGUCCUUAAUAGGAGUCGCAGCACCUUGCUUCCUCCAAUCUACUGCAGCUGGCAACUCUGCUAUUUUUGCACCCCGCACCCAUUGUUUAUCUUUUUAGCUGUAUGUCUAUUACUCCGAAAACAUAGGUCGGUAAAUUUGAACUCUUCAUUUGUUAGGUCUGCAAAUUUGUUGUCAGUGAGCCUGAAGGAUAAGUUUUGAGAAUUGAUGUAGUCAAUGAACUGAACAUUAGAUUGGUAUAUUCCAAAACACAGUGACAUUCGUCUCUAGUCUCAUAUUCUCUGCCAUAUCGGGUCAGCCAGUCUUCAAACCUCUGCUCUAUAUCCCCUGGGUCAUAAAUUGGGGUCACCUUGUUUUCAGACGAUGAUACCCUUGAAGGUAUCCAUAGAAUGCACAAAACCAUUAGAAUCAAGCCACAGUUACUCAACGAUAUUGGUGCCCUCAUGGCUAGCUUAAGAUGUUGAUAGAGUAUAGGGGCUUAUAAAUGAAAAUGUAGACUGGGACAUGUAUGUUAUUAUUAUUAUUCAGAUUGGUUACCCAAUGAAGUCAAUAAUUUAUGGCAGUUCAUACC
Messenger RNA from Populus euphratica (Euphrates poplar), 2704 nucleotides. RefSeq names its product Pentatricopeptide repeat (PPR) superfamily protein. The transcript has 2 exons. NCBI's taxonomy places the organism in Eukaryota, Viridiplantae, Streptophyta, Magnoliopsida, Malpighiales, Salicaceae. Gene Ontology annotation, molecular function: protein binding. Bases 132 to 1157 code for a protein of 341 amino acids. The record is from RefSeq and is a predicted model, not a curated record.